Molecule: messenger RNA, 672 nt
Organism: Zerene cesonia (dogface butterfly)
Lineage: Eukaryota; Metazoa; Arthropoda; Insecta; Lepidoptera; Pieridae
Gene: CPR32
Product: endocuticle structural glycoprotein SgAbd-2-like
Exons: 4
Coding region: 95-535 (146 amino acids)
Cellular component (GO): chitin-based extracellular matrix
Molecular function (GO): structural constituent of chitin-based larval cuticle
Source: RefSeq, a predicted model, not a curated record
AAAAGCCUCUCCGCUCGAUCUGAAAAUCAUUCCCACUUCAUACAUCCAUCGAGGAUCAUCACACCUCCUUAACAUUUUUUAUUAUUAAAAUAAUAUGAAAUCGUUCGUAGUUCUGUCAGCCCUUGUGGCCCUUUCCUGCGCUGCACCUCAAUUCAACUACCCUCAGCAACCACAGUACCAAGGACAAAUCAUCCCGAUCCUCAGACAAAACCAGGAAAUUAACCCUGAUGGUUCAUACCAAUGGAGUUAUGAAACCGGCAAUGGCAUCGCAGCUCAAGAACAAGGUUAUCUGAAAAACGCUGGAAUCAAGGAUGCUGAAGCCCAGGUCGCCCAGGGCUCCUUCUCAUACACCUCACCCGAAGGCAUCCCAAUCGCUUUAACCUACGUUGCUGAUGAGAACGGUUUCCGCGCUGAAGGAGCUCAUUUACCCACUCCCCCCCCAAUUCCAGCAGCUAUCGCGCGCGCCCUUCAAUACAUCCAAUCCCAACCCCAACAACCUCAACCAGCCUUCCAAGCCCAACCCUUCCGAGGUUAAAAACCAACACUCCCAGCUGACUGUAACGAAAGAUGGACAACGAAAUGCUAACGAUGACUCGAUACCUUUAGUUUAAGUGUUACUGUGAUGUAAUUAUAGUUUAAGGUAUUUACUAGAUUUACAAAUACAUACGAGAU